This is a messenger RNA of Linum tenue, 267 nucleotides long. The record is from the annotation of a GenBank genome assembly. Lineage: Eukaryota; Viridiplantae; Streptophyta; Magnoliopsida; Malpighiales; Linaceae.
UACAAAAGGCUCGCUGCAAUUGAAUCAUGGGAGAAUACCAAGAAAGCAGUUGUAGAAGCACGGCUCCAGGAGUAUGAGAAGAAGAAGGCAGAGUAUGUUGAGAAGAUGCAGAACAAGUUAGCUGAAGUCCACAAGAAAGCAGAGGAGAAGAGGGCAGUGAUUGAAGCAACUAAAGGUGAAGAAUACGUUAAGAUUGAGGAAACUGCAAAAACAUACAGAGCCACCGGGUAUACACCAAGGAAGUUCUUCAGUUGCAUAGGAUGCUAA